Molecule: messenger RNA, 471 nt
Organism: Ornithorhynchus anatinus (platypus)
Lineage: Eukaryota; Metazoa; Chordata; Mammalia; Monotremata; Ornithorhynchidae
Product: nudC domain-containing protein 2-like
Biological process (GO): protein folding
Cellular component (GO): cytoplasm
Source: RefSeq, a predicted model, not a curated record
AUGUCGGGCUGCUUUGAGGAGCGCAGCGGGGUGGUGUGGUGCGGGAUGCCAUGGGGCCGGUGGUACCAGACCCUGGAUGAGGUGGUCAUCGAGGUCCGGGUGCCGCCAGGUACAGCGCAGGACAUCUACUGUAGCCUGCACAGCCGCCACCUAGCUCUCCACCUGAACGGCCGCCACAUCCUCCAGGGUAAGCUCUUUGAUUCUACAAUAGUGGAUGAGGGAACGUGGACAUUAGAGGACAGAAAAAUGGUGCGCAUCGUUCUCACCAAGGCCAAGAGAGAUGCUGGAAAUUGUUGGAGUUCUCUAUUAGAGAACAAUUAUGUGGCUGAUCCUUGGGUCCAGGACCAGAUGCAGAAGAAACUUACGCUGGAAAGAUUCCAAAAUGAGAAUCCUGAUUUUGACUUCAGUGUAGCAGAAAUCCCAGGAAACUACAGCAAAGGAGGCCCAGACUUUUCCAGUCUUGGAAAAUAA